CCGCCAUAUUGGAGCCAGUGGCCGUACCCAUAGAGGCCGUACCCUUCUCCUCCCUGUCAGCAGCGAGCCGCCAUAUUGGAGCCAGCGGCCGUACCCACCUACUCCCUGUCAGCAGCGAGCCUCCUCUAGUAGCUCUAGGAAACCCAGAGAGUGAGACGUGGGCUGCUCCCUUCGCCCUGUUCGGCUUAACGGCAACACAAUACAUUCCGCACCAUGGCUGCCACGGACGUUGACAUAUUCUCAAAUGAGGAGAAGCGCAACCUCAACCUGGGGGGCCAUGUUGGGUUCGACAGCCUGCCCGACCAGCUGGUCAGUAAAUCGGUCACACAGGGUUUCUGCUUCAACAUCCUGUGCGUAGGCGAGACGGGCAUCGGCAAGUCCACGCUGAUGAACACACUGUUCAACACCAUGUUCGAGAACGAGGAGGCCAGCCACUACCAGAACAGCGUCUACCUCCGGCCGCGAACCUACGACCUGCAGGAGAGCAACGUGCACCUCAAGCUCACCAUUGUAGACACGGUGGGCUUCGGUGACCAGAUCAACAAAGAGGACAGCUACAAGCCCAUCGUGGACUACAUCGACACCCAGUUCGAGAACUAUCUGCAGGAGGAGCUGAAGAUCAAGCGAUCGCUCUUCAACUACCACGACACGCGCAUCCACAUCUGCCUCUACUUCAUCGCCCCCACGGGCCACUCCCUCAAGUCCCUGGACCUGGUCACCAUGAAGAAGCUGGACAGCAAGGUCAACAUCAUCCCCAUCAUCGCCAAGGCGGACACCAUCUCCAAAAGCGAGCUCCACAAGUUCAAGAUCAAGAUCAUGAGCGAGCUGGUGAGCAACGGGGUGCAGAUCUACCAGUUCCCCACGGACGACGAGGCCGUCACCGAGAUCAACGCCUCCAUGAACGCCCAUCUGCCCUUCGCCGUGGUGGGCAGCGUGGACGAGGUGAAGGUGGGGAACAAGACGGUGCGGGCCAGACAGUACCCCUGGGGCGUGGUGCAAGUGGAGAACGAGAGCCACUGUGACUUUGUGAAGCUGCGGGAGAUGCUGAUCCGGGUGAACAUGGAGGACCUGCGGGAGCAGACGCACGCCCGCCACUACGAGCUGUACCGCCGCUGCAAGCUGGAGGAGAUGGGCUUCAAGGACACGGACCCCGACUGCCAGCCCUUCAGCCUCCAGGAGACGUACGAGGCCAAGAGAAAGGAGUUCCUGGGUGACCUGCAGCACAAGGAGGAGGGCAUGAGGCAGAUGUUCGUCAGCAAGGUCAAGGAGACAGAGGCGGAGCUGAAGGAGAAGGAGCGCGAGCUACACGACAAGUUUGAGCAGCUGAAGCGGCUGCAUCAGGAGGAGAAGAGGAAGGUGGAGGAGAAGAGGAGAGACCUGGAGGAGGAGAUGAACGCCCACAACAGGAAGAAGGUGGCGGCGGAGACGCUGGCCCUCGCCCAGCCGCUGAAGAAAGACAAGGACCGGAGGAAGCCGCUGAACACAGAGAACCAGUCCGGAGUGAGCGCCUCCAACUCCAAGGUGAUGAUGGCCAAGGCCAGCGUGGAGCCCUUGAACUGCCACAGCUGGUGGCACGCCAUACAGUGCUGCACCUGCCUGGUCCACAACGCCACCUGGAAGCCCGGGGGUCUCUUCUGAUGCGGACCCCGACCCGGGUCAAUGGACAGGACGAACUGGGGGUGUUCGGCGACCAGCAGGGCGUGGAACUGAAGGGCGAGGUAGAGGGCGAGAGAGAGAGAGAGCGAGCAGUGAAUGCAUGUUAGACUGAGACGACAAAGAGAGACCAAAGUAUCUAAGAGGUCACAUCGUCCCCAUCGUCGACCAGCCAUCCAUCACCCACAAAACCUUCCCUUUGAUUUCCAUGGUGGCCACUUUCGCGAGACAAAUCUCAAUAAGGCUUAAACGCAGUAGUAUUGCAAAGUUCUGCUUUGACCUCGUAUUGGUAGCCCCUAUUCUGCAGCCCUUCUUCCAGUCCUCCCCGGGGUCUGACCUCGGAGACGAUGCAUGGCAGCCAGGCGCGAGGACUGGACCCCGUAUAGCUCGACAAGCCGUCAGGAGUCAUUUUCACACCCAACAUUAAACAGGUUUCCUGCCGUUUCUCUAGCAUGGGCAAAUUACAUCCAUUAAGUACCAUACGAUUGGUUUGUACGUAGAGCAGGUUUAUAUGUAGAUCAAUAUCUUACCAUAACUUUUGUACAAAAAUGGUCUGUCUUGGUGUUAAGUACUUCUUAAUGUAAGUGGUAUGAGGCGACUUUGACCGGUGGAUGUGAGAUGACUAUUCAGUAAUACUCUUUUGAACGGCCCCUCCUCAGAGGUUAAGUGUAAGCUGCUUUGAUGUACGUGCAGUGAAUAUAAUUGUUUGCUGUAAUGUAAUCGUGACAUCCAAGGCAACUAAAUGUUAUAUGGAUACGUUGAAAUUUAAAAAUUUUCGUGAGCCUUGUUAGAUCAAGGCGCAUCGAGGAUUGACAGAAUGAGGAGGCCAGUAUUAUGGUCAUUUGAAUCCAGAAACCAUGGUCACGAUCCGGUUAAUAGCCUUAAGCAGACCAUGAACAGAAAGAGUCCUGCAAAAGGACUUGGCGGGCUAUGUCUCUGGUGGAAGUAGCAAUGGGACCCAUAUGGUCGAUUUGAUAUAUUUGAUAUAUGUACUUGGUUUCAACCCAUUCAUUCACUAUGGCUUUCCCUGUCGUAAAAAUGUAACAAAUUAAUCCAGAUUAUUCUGGAAGGCAGAUACAACAGAUUUGAUGAAAUGUGGGUUACACUUUUACAAAAAUCGAUAUUAUAAAAGUGACCCUGAUCUGCGUGCCAGUCUCAGGUGGUCGGGUAUUAGACCUUCCCUUAUUUUUUCACAUAAUUGAUUCCUCCCUUCUAAAACAAUCCAGAUUGCGUCGUGAAGUGAGUGGGAAAUGCAUGGGUCAACGUGUUUGAUUCAUUUCAAAUCGGGGCACCAUUGUGGAUUUAGGGUGACAAAUAUUGGUUUUAUGGAUUGCUGUUUUGAAAGACAACAUAAAAUAUGACUAUUUAUAUACAUGGUAAUGCAAAGAAGUAAUUUUUCCAGAGGCAAUGCAAUGAGUAUUUACAAUAGUCAAGAAGCAUUUAUUUAAAUAAAUAUGCUUAUAAAUGUACCUUUAUUUUACUAGAAGUUUGAAAUGAGUUAUAUUUAUUUACUUUGAAGAGAGGGUUUUGUAAUGACUAUAGUGAAGUGCUUUAAGAACCCAUGGGUUCAAUGUAUAUUUAAGAGCACAUUUACCAGAUACCCAUUCUACAGAUCCUACAAAAACCGCAACCCAUCAAUUCCAAGUAUGCGAGUUUACUGAAUCACACCAAUCAUCAUCUGCAAGUUGUCAGGAAUGAUGGUGGUCCUCAAAACUUUUCUCUUGGUGGUUAAGACUAUAAAUUUGCAUCCACCAACCACCUAACAUUCAAACUGGUUACACACACACACACACACACACACGCACACGCACACACGCACACACGCACACACGCACACACACACACAUAUACAUAUGAACAACCCAAAGCCUAAAGCAGUGCUCAACCUAAUUAUCAAACAUGAUAUGUUUUUCACAUAAUCUUUUAGCGUUGAAACUGGCGUUUGGUGUUUGUGUCCCUGUCCUUAACACUGACAGGUUUCAGUGUGCUCCAGGGGAUAAGCAGAACUAGUAAAUGAUGACGGGUCUGCCCCCGCAGGCAAAGAAACAAAAUUAGAAAAAGAAAGGGUUUGCCCAAAGCAAAACUCAAGUUAAAAGGGGUUGGAGGACGGUUACUGUCACAGACAAACUAGUUCUGACUAAAUAUUCAGCCAUUAGAAUGCAAAUCGUGGUUCCACCAAACAGGAGGUUCAAAACCAGACAGACAGCCUACUGAACUCGGGCCGUCAAACACAGAUAAAGAACAAAACAAAACAAACGUUGCAAUAGCCAUAAAUAACUCAAAGUGAAGAAUAAUUCAGGGGUCGAGUCCUCCUCUAAAUACAGCACUUCAUAUCCUUUAAAAUCCUCACAUUAAAUAUUCUUUGGAAGGAUCAAACCUAAAGAUCAUCAAUUGCACGGGCUUAGAUUUGAAUAUUGCCCCCAGCCAAACGAGUGUUGAAGGAGAAAAGGGGAACUAGUAGACGAGGGGAAUAAAAGCAUUAUGAAGUGCGGUCCCAGUUGGGAUGGCAAGUUGAGGUGGUUCGUGGGCAUUCUUAUGAAAAGCAUUAAUACGUUAUUGUUUAACAGUUUCACAUUGUGUACAACAGAGUUGCCAUAAACAUAAUCUAGAACUAGACAGGGAGCUUAAGGCCUUUUGUUUGUAACAAAUACACCUUCACUGGUCACAAAAGUGUAUCAUUCCCACUGUAGUGAAAGGUCUUUUGAGGUCGUCAGAAAAGUGCCUGAAAUAUAAUGUUAUUACCAUUGAUUUAUUUCUAUUUCUUUGGUUAGACAGAAACCAUGUGACAGAUUAUAUGUUGUAUUUGAUGUCACAAGCGCACGUUGGCAUUUCCCCCAUACUCUCCAAAAGUAAAAUAUCACUACAAUUGUAUUUUGAGUUAUUUUAAUUAACUGAGUUAGAUGUAUGUUUUGUUGUGUGCGACAUGGCCGCCGGCCGUUCCUUCUCCUUACCUGGAGGAGCCUCUGUUGCAUCACAUGCCACUUUCUCACAGUACUUUUGAUAUAACUGGUGAACUAAAUAUUAUGCAUUUGGGCUCUACGGACGGUGCCCAUAUUUCCGUUAAAACAUCCACUUUCUAUUUGUUUAAAUACGGUUCACUGUGAUGGCAAGUGUUUUUUCUUUCUCUUUCUUUUCUGGCACUCACUGUAGCAUCCUCGUGUGACCGUCAGCAAAACAAAAAAAAGCAUUGUUUGACCAAUCAGGUUGACGUCCAAAAAUAAGAUAAUAAGAUAUGAGAUAAGACUGGCGCUUGUGCUUCUCUGCGUCUGGCGAGCAGAUAUGCUGCAGACAUCCUGACUUACUAUGUGAAUGAAAUCCACCGGUGUCGCUGUGUACAGAUCCCAGUGCAGCUUGUCGAGAAUGAUCCGCUCCAUGCGAAGGAUCUCGGCGAUGGAGAAAUGGCAGCCGCUGCGUUCCACCAGGUCCUUAACAGAGCCUAUCACCUGUUAGUACAAGAUAAGACCAGAAACAUGAAUAAAAACCCUUUUCUCAAGUAA
Messenger RNA from Gadus macrocephalus (Pacific cod), 5150 nucleotides. It is a transcript of the gene septin8a, whose product is annotated as septin 8a. Gene Ontology annotation, biological process: cytoskeleton-dependent cytokinesis. The transcript is spliced from 10 exons. The coding region runs from base 214 to 1638 and encodes 474 amino acids. The record is from RefSeq and is a predicted model, not a curated record. Gene Ontology annotation, cellular component: septin ring; microtubule cytoskeleton; septin complex. Gene Ontology annotation, molecular function: molecular adaptor activity; GTPase activity; GTP binding. Lineage: Eukaryota; Metazoa; Chordata; Actinopteri; Gadiformes; Gadidae.